This is a messenger RNA of Fusarium redolens, 6099 nucleotides long. Its product is annotated as allophanate hydrolase subunit 2-domain-containing protein. The transcript is spliced from 6 exons. NCBI's taxonomy places the organism in Eukaryota, Fungi, Ascomycota, Sordariomycetes, Hypocreales, Nectriaceae. The coding region runs from base 1 to 6099 and encodes 2032 amino acids. Gene Ontology annotation, molecular function: zinc ion binding; DNA binding; ATP binding. The record is from RefSeq and is a predicted model, not a curated record. Gene Ontology annotation, biological process: DNA-templated transcription.
AUGGGUUCACUUGACUUACACCCACUACAACAUAUCCGCAAGGUCCUGAUAGCGAAUCGCGGCGAAAUUGCUGUCCGUUGCAUAAAUGCCUGUCGGAAACUUGGACUUCAUGCUGUCUCAGUGUUCACCAAUGCAGAUGCAACUUCCCUGCAUGUAAAGUUGGCAGACGAAGCAAUCCUUUUACCAGGAGAGGAUAGCUCGGCGUAUACAGAUGGCGAUGCCAUAUUGGAUAUCUGCAAGCGCACAGGCGCAAAUGUCGUAUUUCCCGGAUAUGGAUUCCUUAGUGAAAACGCAGAGUUCGCUGAUACAAUUUCCUCUGCCGGCAUCGUCUUCGCCGGCCCUUCAACAGCUUCAAUAAGAGCCAUGGGCUUAAAACACGAGGCUAGAGGCAUCGCACAAACUGCCAAUGUGCCAGUCAUCCCUGGGACUCAACUCUUAGCGUCUGCUGAAGAAGCUACCAAAGCCGCAACAGAGUUGGGCUUCCCAGUCAUGCUUAAAGCUACUGGUGGCGGUGGCGGUAUGGGUCUUCAGAUCUGUAAUUCCGCAGAUGAGAUUGCGAAGACUUUUGCUAUGGUCGAGAGUCGCGCUGGCACGCUCUUCAAGAACAAGGGAGUCUUCUUGGAGAAGUACUACCCUCGUUCUCGCCACAUCGAAGUUCAAGUUGCAGGCAACGGUGAGAUUGUUGUCGCUUUUGGAGAACGCGAGUGCUCGCUACAACGGCGCCAUCAGAAAGUGGUCGAGGAGUCACCGAGCCCAUUCUUGGAGCGCCAUGCCGGACUACGCGAAAGAAUGCUUGACGCGGCCGUCAAUUACGCACUGCAGCUGAAGUACAAGAGCGUCGGUACAGUCGAGUUCCUUGUUGAUGACGAUACUGCCCAGUUCUUCUUUUUGGAAAUGAACACUCGACUACAAGUGGAGCAUGGUAUCUCUGAGUUGUGCCACGGAGUUGACUUGGUCGAGUUGAUGUUAAGACAAGCGGACUACGAACUUCAAGACCAACUUGGCAUUCCCUCUGAUGCUCUCAAGGGCCUUGGUAGACCACAGCCCGUUGGUUCAGCGAUCGAAGUUCGUGUGUAUGCUGAGAUACCGCUCUGCAACUUCGCACCCAGUCCUGGUGUUCUCCAACACGUCCAUUGGCCACGAGGCGAUGGUGUGCGAGUUGACACCUGGGUCCGAAGCGGCCAGCGCAUCACUCCUCUUUACGACCCCUUAAUCGGUAAGAUCAUGGUCCAUAGCCCCGAUGGUCGAGAAGCUGCGCGACGCAAGAUGCUUGCAGCAUUGGCGGAUACAGCACUUCAGGGGACUCAGUCCAACUUGGAGUACCUCUCGGCAAUUCUUGACUCGGAGUUAUUUGCAAGUGGGAACACCCUGACCAAUUCGCUAUCAACUUUCGAGUUUAAGAGUUGCUCAAUGCAAGUCCUUGAACCUGGUGUAUCCACCACGAUCCAGGAUUACCCAGGGCGCGUCUCUGUUGGGCACGGCGUGCCCCCCGGAGGACCCAUGGAUGAUCUUAGUGCUCGGAUGGCAAACAUUCUUGUUGGUAACGACGAAGGAGUUGAGUUAUUGGAGGUGACUCUAUCCGGGCCUAAGUUGAUGUUUCAUGAGGCUGCGAUUGUCAGUGUUUGUGGUGCCGAGCUUCCCAUCACGGUCGAUGGUAGCCCGCAGCCGCUGUGGUCCAGACUUGUGGUCAAACAGGGACAGACUUUGAGUCUUGGUAAAAUCACUGGAAGUGGUGCGCGGGCAUAUCUCGCUGUUAGAGGCGGCUUUCCCGACGUCCCAGGGUUCCUCGGCUCCAAGUCAACCGCCCCAGAGCUUGGGUUCGGUGGUUACCAAGGUCGAAAGCUUCAGACACACGAUAUACUCCCAUUAUCUCCCGAUUCCAAAGCGUGGGCAGCUGAAGCGACAAUAUUCAGCCUUCCAUCCCAUCACGUUCCCAAAUUUGGAAGCACCACCAUCUAUUGUAUCGAUGGGCCGUACGGUUCAGGCGAUAUCCUGACAGAGGAGGGAUCGAAAACGUUGUAUGAAGGUGAAUGGAGUGUCAGUCACAACAGUGGCCGAAGUGGUAUACGCUUGCAAGGACCGCGAUUGAAGUGGGCUCGAACAUCUGGAGGAGGGGGAGGAUCACAUCCGUCCAAUGUGUUCGAGUACGGGUAUCCCAAUGGCGGUGUCAACUUUACUGGAGAGUCUCCCAUCAUCUUUGCUAAUGACCGACCGGACCUUGGUGGUUUUGUCUGCCCAACCACAAUCUGCUCUGGGGAGAUGUGGAAGCUUGGUCAACUCAAACCUGGUGACACCGUUCGACUGCAAUCCGUUUCGUACGAGGAUGCUUUGAAGAUCACUCAUGAGAAAAACGCUUACCUUGAAGCUCUGGCCGCCUUCGCUAAUGGCAAGGCUGGAGAUGUAAGGGCUCUCAAUACGGCCUUCGCCGCGAGGACCCCAUCCUCCAUCCUCCAUCAGUCACCCGCAAGGGGCGUACAUCCCCAGGUGAUAUACCGUCAAGGAGGUGAUACCAGCAUAAUCGUUCAGUAUGGCAACCAGACUUCGGACUUGCGAAACACAGUCUGUGUCCAACUGCUCACUCAGCAGCUGGCAGCUGCGAAACUGCCCAGUGUGCGGGGUGAUCCCAACAUUGCCACUCUCACUGUGCGCUUUGAUCCGGCCCAUAUAGACCGUUCUAAGCUUCUCCAACAACUUCUGACCUUUGAUACAAAUAUUGGCGAUACUAGCGGCGUGAAGAUCCCUGCUCGACAGAUAAGGCUGCCUGUCUGCCUUGACCACUCUUCACUCGAGGAGUCAGCGCAACGGUAUAUGGAGAACAUCAGACCGACAGCUGCAUAUCUCCCUGACAAUGUCGAAUAUCUUCGCAAGAACAACGCUCUUGCAACGCGCCGAGACGUAUUGGACUCUCUUCUCAAAACACCAUGGUUGACUGUUGCCGUCGGUUUCUUCGUCGGAACACCUAUCUUAUUCCCUCUCGACCCAUGGCGGGUGUUGACAGGUCAGAAGUAUAACCCUAGUCGAGGCUAUACGCCCAGCGGCUCGGUAGGGUUGGGAGGAUCAACAGUCGCCAUCUAUCCUGUUGCUGCACCUGGAGGAUACCAACUCAUGGGCCGAACACUUGGUGGCUGGGAUUCUACAGGUAACCGGCCUGGCUUCUCUCCCAAAAAGCCUUGGCUGUUCAAUCAUCUGGAUCUUGUCAGUUUUUAUGAGGUGACAGAACAAGAGUACGAUAAGAUGGAGCGGGAUUUCGAGGCUGGUCAGUAUUCCUUUGACAUUAGCGAGACAGCCAUCGAUAUGGAUCAGUACAUCGCCAAAUUUGAUUCAGCAAAGAAGGACCCAGAGUAUAAAGCGUGGCGAGAGCGCCAAUCAAAAGCAGCUGAUGAGUUAGCUGCACUUGAGCAGAAGCUGUUCGAUGAAUGGACUAUCUCAAAACAAUCUGAUGGUGGUGCGGAUGAAGAUGGCGACAUUGACUCGGACGAGAUUACUGUUGUUGAGUCGCCUGUAAACGCGAAUGUCUGGAAGGUACUGGUCAAGCCUGGUGAUAUUUUGGAGACAGGACAGACUGUAGCGGUUCUUGAAGCCAUGAAGAUGGAGAUCAAUUUGGUUGUUGGUGAAGAUCAGGUUGGAGCUGAAGUUGUCAAGAUUGCUCAACCACCGGGAAGUGUUCGCUGGAAGGCAGACCUCGGCUCCCAGUGCCUCUUUGCAGGUUCUGCAAUAAGGAGUUCAAGAGACAGGAGCAUCUUGAAAGGCAUAUUCGUACACAUACACGCGAAAGACCAUAUGGGUGUCCAUGCGGCCGAACAUUUACAAGACAGGAAACAAGUAGAAUCAAACCUAGCGAUAUCGCCCAACGGGGCUGUGACAACUUCUCCCUCUAUCUCACAAGCUAGCGAUGAGAUCAAUCAUCGCAAUCCCCAGCUUCAACUCCAAGGAAGCCCUUCUGGUAUAAUGAACACAUCAGUCUCUCCUCACACAAUAUAUUCUCAGCAAGAGAUGAUGAACCGGUUUUCAAUUCAUGAUCAACCACUGGAUUACCAACAGCAGACCCCUAGCCACAUCUUUGAGCAGCCGAAAGAUCCCAUUCACAACAGCAGUGCGACCCCAGCGGGCACUUUGGGCAGUCUCGAUUUCAUGCAAUUUGAAUCAUUUAACGCGGAUAUGUUCCCAGACGAGAUGGACAUGAUCAACAGUUACCUGGGGGGAGUUCUUCCCCCUGAAGACUCACAUCAAGGAUUCACACCGGAUACAGCAAACUUCUUUACUCAAUCGUUUGUUCCCGGGCCAGUUCCUGCGCCUGCUCCCUCAAGCCAUUUGCAGCUAGAGGCACCUGGUCAUAUAGAAUUGAGCAACACACCAAAGUCGACACUACUUUUCUGCCAGAGACAACAAGUCCAACCAACUCCAGUUCGAAACAGGGCUGAACGGCUGUUAGAUACUACAGAAGAUAUUGUGGCAACAAACCCCUGGGCUGUAUCCGCUGCUGCUCAUGAAAGACUUUCCAGAGAGUUCUCGAAGCACAGCUCAGAUAUACCCCAGUCAUUUACACUUCCCAGCAGACAUGCGUUAUCUCGAUAUAUCGCAAGCUGGAUACGAGGUUAUCAUCCACAUUUACCAUUCGUCCACCUUCCAACUACGAAUCUGGAAUCCAUGUCACCUGUGCUUCUCUUAACGCUGGCAGCUACAGGGUCAUUCUAUGGAUUUGAACACCCUCAGGGGUAUGCCAUGUACUUUGUGGCCAAAGCUAUGAUCAACCAUGAGCUGGAGGAAAGACGUCGUGCGUCAAACCGCCACAUUCUCAACGGUUUCCCUCGUUUUGCAGCGCUCCCUACAAGCUCUACAGAAGUCUUUGAUCCGCCACCAAAUCACCCUGCUGCUUUAACCAAAUUCGAUAUUGAACUAUUACAAUCCUUGUUGAUUGCUGUGAUGACUAUGUCAUGGCUAGAUGGGCCACUCGCUGAGGAGGCACUUGCUAUGAGUAGCCAACUGACUGCACUCACCCGCGACAUCCUGAAACGUCUACCAGAGGAACAUGCCAAUGAUACAUGGGAGGACUGGGGCCGCGAUGAAGAGAGACGUCGCACUCUUCUCUCGGCAUAUUUCACAUUAAACAUCCAAACUAUCUGUUUCAACGUGCCGCCUCAGAUGACAGCCACAGAGUUUAGCUUCGAACUUCCUUGCUCCGAAGCUGAGUUCAACGCACCGGACUCGGAAACAUGGAAUAGUUUACGGCGAAAGGUCGAUCCACACAAGCUCAACUUUCAGUCAUGUUUUAAGCAAUUAUUGUCUGGAGAGCCGCUAGCCAAGGAGGUCUCGGCAACUGAGUUUGGCAAUUAUAUGCUUAUCCAGAGUUUGCUGAUACAAAUCUACUUUGAGCGUCAAGUGUCAUCUGCCCUGUUGUCUCCAUCACCAAGUCUGUCGGAGAGUACCAUUGCAACUUAUGCUGCUGCUCUCGGUGCCUGGCAAUCUUGCUGGGACUCAGCUAUCGAAUCUGCACCCGAUCCUUCAUCUAGGAAUUCGCCUCUACCUUUCAACUCAACUGCGAUGCUCCGACUAGCUCAUAUUCAUCUUGGUUUUGGCCUCUAUAGUCAAUGCGAGUUGCUAUCCCGAGACCCUACAGUAAAAGCUCAGGUGUUCGAACCGCAUCGGAAUCCUUUACCCCUUCGUGCUCCGCACCUCGACCAAGCUGUUCUUCAUGCUAUCUACGCUUUGAGGAUACCUGUGAGGGUCGGUAUUGCAUUCGUGGCACGUGGUCGUACAGGUCAUUGGAGUGUCCAACAUGCUAUCAGUCACUUUGGGUGCGCUCUUCUACUUACCCAUUGGCUUGAGAAUAUUUAUCAGCUAGUUCUCUCGGAUGGUGCAUCAGCUCUCAGAGAGGAGGAGAAGCGUCUGCUAUCUAUGGUCGACCGUCUAGUCGAAGAGACUCAUCUAGAGGCAUCGCUGGGCCCAAAGUCCGAUUUUCCUGGCAGGAUAAGACGUCUGGCCAUUGCAGCAGUGAAACUUUGGGCAGAAACUUGUAAAGGCAUACAGGUCUAUGAGAUUGUACAUGUCGUUGGAGAAACAUUGUCGCUAGUGGCAGGAUCACUGGAGAAACAGGUUUAG